This is a messenger RNA of Schistocerca nitens (vagrant locust), 1095 nucleotides long. Its product is annotated as F-box/LRR-repeat protein 14-like. Bases 1 to 1095 code for a protein of 364 amino acids. Gene Ontology annotation, biological process: regulation of DNA strand resection involved in replication fork processing; telomere maintenance; regulation of neuron projection development. Gene Ontology annotation, cellular component: centriolar satellite. Gene Ontology annotation, molecular function: protein binding. The transcript is spliced from 2 exons. NCBI's taxonomy places the organism in Eukaryota, Metazoa, Arthropoda, Insecta, Orthoptera, Acrididae. The record is from RefSeq and is a predicted model, not a curated record.
AUGGAGAUGCAGAAGCUCAGGUUGAUGCUCUUGAGCGUCGUCAGGCCCGUCGACACGUGCUUGAGCGCCUCGUCCUACAGCCGCUGGCAGUCCUGCAGUCCGAGGUACUCGAGUGCGAGCUAUGCCGUGUGGCAGUGCGGUAGGAGCGCGCGGCACGCCCUGCAGUUCCACCCCUACUCGGCGGCCGCUUUCCUGCACCAGCCGCACCUCGAGAGCGUGCCGUCCACCGCGCACCACGCGCUGUCGGCCGAGGUGUCGGCGCACCUGGGCAAGCACUCCAAGGCAGCGCCGCCGUCGUCGUCGUCGGCGUCGUCGUCGUCGCCGCACCACGGCCACCACCACCACCAUCUCCAUCACCACCACCACCAGCAGUCGCAGCAGCAGCAGCACGCGCAGCAGGUGGUGGCGGGCGCGCCGGACGGCAGUCAGACGCACGUGUCUUGCCUGUACCGCGAGAUCCUGGCGCUGGUAUUCGGCUAUCUGGACGUGCGCGACAAGGGCCGCGCGGCGCUGGUGUGCACGUCGUGGCGCGACGCGGCCUACCACAAGUCGGUGUGGCGCGGCGUCGUGGCGAAGCUGCUGCUGCGGCCCGCCAACACGUCGCUGUUCGCCAGCCUGGUGCGCCGCGUCAUCCGGCGCGUGCAGGUGCUGUCGCUGCGGCGCAGCUUGCGCGACGUGGUGCAGGGCGUGCCCAACAUAGAGUCGCUCAACCUGUCCAGCUGCUAUAACGUCACCGACAUCGGCCUGUCGCACGCGUUCGUGGCCGAGGUGCCGUCGCUGACGCACCUCGACCUGUCGCUGUGCAAGCAGGUGACGGACACCAGCCUGGGCCGCAUCGCGCAGUGCCUCAAGAACCUCGAGUCGCUGGAGCUGGGCGGCUGCUGCAUCGUCACCAACACCGGCCUGCUGCUGACCGCGCGGGGCCUCCGCCACCUGCGCAGGCUGAACCUGCGCUCGUGCUGGCACAUCUCCGACCAGGACAUCUCCUACCUCGCCGGCCUCAACCGCUACAUCGCCGAAGGCAACCUCGCCCUCGAGUACCUCGGACUGCAGGAGGUACUUGAGUGCAAGCUAUGCCGUGUGGCAGUGCGGUAG